GAUGUACAGUACACAUUGUUGUUCAUAACAAAGUUCAUUUGUAUCUAGUUUGUUACCAUAUUAGCUCAACAGCUACUAGAAGAAGAUUUUCAACAUGUUGACCGACGAUUUAGCUAGUUCCUACUCAAGUUGCAAGGCAGAUACGUCUAUGUUCACCAAAUGGCUAUUCAAAUCUGCAAAAGCUUGUGGCUAUGAGAUGCCAAAAAUAACCACAUCUACCAUUGAAGAUGUCUCGAUACCGAUUCCAAUCUUAAACACACAGCCUCGACUUAAAGGGAAGGCUAGAAAGCUGGCAAAACUGGAGAAAGAAUCUAGAGAAAAGAAAAAGGCCCAAGAAACUGUACCUGUGUCGAGAUCACCCUCAAAGUACACUAUCACAACAACAGAAAUCUUGAAGCAAGCCAAACUUGUUACUGGAAAGAUUGAGUUCCCCCAAAAGAUUCGAAAGGUUCUACAGAGAAAGAAAUACAAGAAUAGGAAUCUAGAUCUCCUCAGUGCUACUUCAAUAACAAACACCGCAUUUGAGAUAGUUCGUCGCAGUGAACAAGAAAUCUUGAACGGUGCACCGAAGCUAUUCUCGAAAAAACGAUCUUAUGACGCCAUUGCAGCUGUCAUCUUCUACGCAAACGGACUCAACACUGGGAAAGAUCCAACACAGAAGAUGGAGCUAAAGGAAUUGUUACGGCCUACACCCUUCGAUGACUUCAUAUAUCUAUCCACUUCGCGGAUUCUGAUGAAGUAUGAAAAUCUUUGUGAAAUGAAUCCAACUUUUCCCAUUCCUUCACUUCCGUUACGGGCAGUUUACAUCCCAUGCCCGGAAAUUCUGGGAACUCCUUACAUGGAUAAGAAAGAAAAGGAGGAUGUUUUACUUUCCCAACUAUUCAUUGAUCUCGACUUAUUCAACACAUAUAACCGACUGACGAAAGAAGAUGAAUCUGAAAAUUCGGCAGUAUGUGCACCUCCAGCCCCGGAUGCAUUGACUGCUGGCUUAUUGAGAUUAAAAAAUGAAGGACAAAUCAGUGUCACUGUCGUAUUUGCCGCCCAAAUAUUCCUCGAUUUGAACGAGAUACUUGGGGAUGACAUCACAGAAGGACACAAAGAUUGGGGGAAAUUGGCUUGGAAAGACCAAUCUAGUCUAGAUUCCUCGGGCCUCUAGCUUCCAAUGAAUACCCCCAAUACUUACUGGUGGAGUCCUCGCGAUCUACA
Molecule: messenger RNA, 1206 nt
Organism: Botrytis cinerea B05.10
Lineage: Eukaryota; Fungi; Ascomycota; Leotiomycetes; Helotiales; Sclerotiniaceae
Exons: 3
Coding region: 95-1156 (353 amino acids)
Source: RefSeq, a predicted model, not a curated record